AUGCCAUCCGCCUUAAAUGAGACUUCACCGCUAUUACCAGCAAAAUAUAUCGGUGACAAUGAUUUUUUGAAGCCAUCACAGGAGCGACAAAAAGGCUACCUCCACGAAUUUAAAUGGUUAUUGAAAAAUGCAAUGCCAUUAGUUGUCAGCUACCUUCUGCAGAACACCUUACAGAGUUUCAGCAUUGUGUCUGCUGGACAUUUGGGUGCAAACGAAUUAGCUUCGGCAACGUUAGGCAGCAUGUUUGUUACUAUUACUGGCUUAUCUGUAGCUACAGGUGCUACCCUAUCCCUCGACACACUUUGUUCACAGUGCUUCACCAGUUCCAAAGAUAAAAAAUUAGUCGGCCUACACGUACAGCGUUGCUUAGCUUUCAUGUCUUACUUAUAUAUCCCUAUCAUUUUUCUUUGGUGGAAUUCUGAAAAGGUGUUUAUAUUUCUCCGUCAGGAUCCUGUUGUUGCGCACUUAUCAAGCAUCUACGUUCGCUGGAUGAUCCUUGCUAUACCCGCUUUUGCUAUUUUUGAAGCCCUCAAAAAAAUGUUGCAAGCGCAAGGUAUUUUUAGUCCACCCACUUACAUCCUCAUCUUCUCCUCUCCUAUCAACUUACUUCUCAAUUAUGCCUUGGUUUGGAUACCUCGAUUUUCAUUUGGUUUUCAUGGUGCACCCAUCGCCAGUUGUAUAUCGUAUUGGCUCAUUGUUGUAUUAUUAUCACUCUAUAUUUAUCGCAUCGAUGGUCAUCAAGCUUGGCCUAACUGGUCCACGUCUUUUGUUUACCAAGUUCGAUAUUGGGGUCCCAUGAUAAAACUUGCUGUUCCUGGUAUCUUACUGAUCUGCACCGAAACCUGGGCUUACGAAAUUAUUGCGCUCGGGGCUAGUUGGAUUGACACUCCUAAUUUAAGUGCUCAAAGCAUUAUCCUUACCUCCAUCACAGCUCUUUAUACACUCGCUUUUGGUGUUGGUAUUGCGGCAGCGAACCGCGUUGGCAACUUAUUAGGUGCUCAAAGGUCAAAUCAAGCUCGUACAGCUGCUCGUGCUGCUCUAAUCGUAGGCACUCUUAUUGGUACUAGUAACAGCCUGGUUCUGUUACUCUUCCGUCAUGUCUGGGCUUAUCUGUUUACAAGCGAUGAAGAGGUUGUACAAAUAGUCACACAAAUGUUACCCUUAGUGGCAUUGUUUGUAGUUGCCGAUAACAUGGCCGGUGUGGCGGAUGGCGUUCUGAAUGGUAUGGGACGACAGCAUGUCGGUGCUUGGUGCAAUCUGGCUUCUUAUUAUUUAUCAGCCUUGCCUAUCGGAUUAUAUCUAUGCUUUAAGUGUGGUUGGUGGUUGUCUGGCUUAUGGACAGCCUUGGCAGGUUCAAUGUUUGUUGCAGCUGCUGUGACGGUAUUAGUUGUUCUGGUUGCAAACUGGAAAAAGGAAGCUGAGAAAGCAGAAAAGAGAACAGAAGGAGAAACGUAUUUAGCUACGAAUAUGAACUAG
Messenger RNA from Mycotypha africana, 1476 nucleotides. Its product is annotated as mate-domain-containing protein. The transcript is spliced from 2 exons. Gene Ontology annotation, molecular function: antiporter activity; xenobiotic transmembrane transporter activity. Bases 1 to 1476 code for a protein of 491 amino acids. Gene Ontology annotation, biological process: xenobiotic detoxification by transmembrane export across the plasma membrane. Lineage: Eukaryota; Fungi; Mucoromycota; Mucoromycetes; Mucorales; Mycotyphaceae. Gene Ontology annotation, cellular component: membrane. The record is from RefSeq and is a predicted model, not a curated record.